Tinamus guttatus (white-throated tinamou) is the source of this 1736-nucleotide messenger RNA. The record is from RefSeq and is a predicted model, not a curated record. NCBI's taxonomy places the organism in Eukaryota, Metazoa, Chordata, Aves, Tinamiformes, Tinamidae.
AAUACAGCCGUAUGUCUUCUACAAGCAGUGAACUUUCUGUGGAAGACAUACAGGACCCAUUCCUCGUCAGUGUCCAUAUCAUCACAGACCCAGGAGAAUCCAAGACUCUCCAGCAAGCCAUCGACAAGCUUCUAGCCUGGAUCCACCCAGACCUCCAGCUGUUUCGUGUCUCAGAGAGGCGAGUGGCACAAAAGCGCAGGAAGCCGAGUAAGGCCGGUGUUUCCCAGCCAGCCCUGGCCAUCGUGCUGUUUCUGCAGGAGGAGUAUGGAGAAGAACCCAUUUUGCAGCUCCACGAAUCCUUUCAGCGGCCCCCAUGGCAUUACCACCACACAGAGCGAGUGCGUGGGAAGUUCCUGCCUUACAUGCCGUGCAGCCAGGACUUCUACACGUUGGCUCCAGGCACUCCUCUGUGGGCCAUUCGCCCGGUGCAUUAUGGAAAAGAAAUUAUCCGCUUCACUAUAUACUGCAGGAGUGAAAACUUUGUUGACAUUUUGAAAUUGUAUGAGCUAAUCCUGAAAAGACCAGUAUGUCAGAAAAAAACAGACUUCUGUGUUUUCCCAAUCUAUUCUAAUAUGGAUAUAGACAUUCAAUUCUCUUUAAAAAAACUCCCCAAGGGCCAGAUUCCAGCCCCAACUGAGUCAGCAGUGCUGGAGUUCAGAGUAAAAGAUGUUGGACAGCUUGUUCCUCUCUUGCCCAACUCUUGCAGCCCCAUCAGUGAAGGCAGGUGGCAAACUGAAGACCACGAUGGGAACAGGAUACUUUUGCAGCAAGCACAUAGUUGGCAUAGGAAGUCUGCAAAGCAGAACAAGCUACUGCAUCCAUCUGUGUCAACGGAUUCCUGCCUCACCUCUUUGCCAACCUGUCCCCCUCAGAGCCACCAAUCUGUCGCAGAGCGACCAAAAGAAAUGGGUCAAAACAAGGUGCAUCACGCAAAUGGCCUUGGUCAUUACCUUGGUUUCUCCCAGCAGGACUUGAGACACAGUGACCAAGGGGACUUCACGCGCAGAUCCAGCAGUGCCUCCAGCAUUUCCUGGUCAUUUCAACGAAGCAAGUCUCUGUUCUGCUUGCCCACAAUGAGCUCCUCUUCACCCUCAGAGACUUCUCAUUUCAGCGAACCAAUUCAGUUUUUAAACACUGGGUCUCCUGCAACCAGGUUAAAAACGUGGAGAUGCAGCCCCAGGCUUAACAUCGAUGACUUAGAGGGCGCACAGGAGACUGAUGUAGACACGGGGAGGAAGCUGUCCUUCUCAGAUCUGUCUGUGGUCUCUGCAUACUCUGCCCUGAAUGGAUUCUGCAGUGACUUGGAAACAUCCCUUCCGCCACAAAGUAUGGGUAAAACUAAACAGGCAGCAACUAGUGGAAGACCUGCAUCGGUCAUGUGCAAUACCUUUGAGCCCGUGGAUGGUUCAUUACCUUCUCUCUCUGAAUGGUCUCCCAGCUUAUUCCUGUCAUCUUCAGCGUCACCUUCAGCCUCUCUCUCCAGGGAGCCCAAACAGUCCUUGACAGCAACACCUUGUUCUCUAGAUGAUCAUGAUUCUGUUUGCCCAGAUUCACCAACUAAUGAAGAAGAAUUUUAUAUCUGAGAUUUCUCUACCUUACUACUUUCAGGUAAAUGUGUUCGGUCUGUGAAUUACAAUAGAGCCUCCUUGAGCUUGCAAAAGGUUCCUCACUGAGGAGAAGGUGAUACAGCAGAGCAUGCCAAAUAUUUGAAUAAAGUACUCAGGUCCCUCAGAGAA